Andrographis paniculata is the source of this 2459-nucleotide messenger RNA. RefSeq names its product PR5-like receptor kinase. Gene Ontology annotation, biological process: protein phosphorylation. NCBI's taxonomy places the organism in Eukaryota, Viridiplantae, Streptophyta, Magnoliopsida, Lamiales, Acanthaceae. Bases 99 to 2291 code for a protein of 730 amino acids. The record is from RefSeq and is a predicted model, not a curated record. Gene Ontology annotation, molecular function: ATP binding; protein kinase activity. The transcript is spliced from 10 exons.
UCUGUUAUAUAUUAUUCGCUUAUUGUAAUUUAUUUUGUCGAAUUUAUCUUACAUAUUAUACGAUUAAGAUCAUCCGCUGGGGAAGAAGAAGAGCAUUAAUGGAGAUGUCUGUUUUCGUGCUUUUGACUUUAAUCUUCUCUAGUUGCUCUAUAACAGGAGUUCAUUCAUCGGCGAAUUUCACAUUCGCAAACAGGUGCGACUUCACCGUCUGGCCGGGGAUAUUAACGACUAAGCGAUCCGAUAACCGAACGGGGAUUCAUUCGACUGGAUUCACUCUGCAGAGCGGUGAAUCGGAGAUCGUCAGCGCGUUUGGGUCGUGGGCAGGUCGAAUUUGGGGAAGAACAGGCUGCAGGGAGGACUCAAAUGGAAGUUUCCACUGCGUCACCGGCGAUUGCGGAACGGGGAAGAUGGAAUGCGCCGGGAAUCGCAACGUCCCCACCGUUACCCUUGCGGAAUUCAAUCUCAACGCAAUCAACGGAAUGGAUUUGUACGACGUCAGUCUUGUCUUCGGGUACAACCUCCCGAUACUGGUGGCGCCGCUCGCCGGCUCCGGCGCCGAUUGUAGAACCACGGAGUGCGUGCGCGAUGUUAACAGAGCUUGUCCGGUGGAGAUGCGAGUGACCGGAAGCAAUGGCGAAGCAAUCGCCUGUAAGAGCGCCUGCCAGGCGUUCCUGGUGGAGCAGUACUGCUGCAAUUUAUCUUCUCCGAGUGAAUGCAAGCCCACAGAAUACUCGCGGGUGUUCAAGAGGGAGUGUCCGCAAGCUUACAGCUACGUCUUCGAUUCCGACUAUCCUACGUAUACGUGUACAGGGGCUAAUUAUAACAUAACAUUCUGCCCUUCAGGAAGUCCCAAACUGCCUCUAACCCCAGGAUCUUCUCCUCCAUUUUUUACCCCGGGAUCUUCACCUCCAUCUUCAGGUAAAGGAAUGAAAAGGGAUGCAAUAAUCAUCCUUGUUGUGGUAUUCUCAGUUGUGCUGAUCGUGUUCGUCAUUGUACUGAUCAUUGUGCGGAAAAUUAAACAAGUAAGAAGGGAUAAACAAUUACGCGAACUUCUGACGCUAGAAGGUUAUGAAGAAAGGGAAGCCAAGAAUCAAGAUCUUAGAUUUUUUACUUACGAAUCUAUCCUCUCUGCUACUAAUAGUUUUUCCAUGGAAAAUAAAUUGGGAGAGGGAGGUUUUGGAUCUGUCUAUAAGGGAAUAACUUCAUCAGGCCAAGACAUAGCAGUAAAGCUUCUCUCGCAACAAUCGGGGCAAGGAUUGCUCGAGUUUAAAACCGAGCUGAUACUCAUUUCCAAACUGCAGCAUGUGAACCUGGUUAAGUUACAUGGAUUGUGCAUACAUGGAAACAACAAAAUGAUCAUUUACGAUUACAUGCCCAACAGAAGUCUCGAUUUCUUUCUCUUCAGUUCUACAAUGAGCGAACAAUUAAGCUGGCAACAAAGGUUCAGCAUCGUCGAGGGCAUCGCUCAGGGGCUGCUCUACCUUCACAAAUACUCCCGCCUUAGGAUUAUCCACCGAGACUUGAAAGCAAGCAACGUAUUGCUCGAUGAAAAGAUGAACGCCAAGAUUUCUGAUUUUGGGCUGGCAAGAGUCUUUGAACAAAACAUAGAUGAAGCUAAUACAAAUAGGCGCGUCGGGACAUAUGGUUAUAUGGCUCCUGAGUAUGCGAUGCAGGGCAUAAUCUCCGUCAAAUCUGACGUAUACAGCUUCGGAGUGUUGGUACUUGAAAUUGUGAGUGGCCGGAAAAACAAUAGCUUCCACCAAAUCGAAGGCCCCCUAAGCCUCGUCGAAUAUGCCUGGGAGGUUUGGAGAAAAGAUUGUGCACUAGAACUCAUGGAUCCAGUUUUGAAGGAUUCUUGUGUUACCAACCAACUUCAAAGAUGCAUUCAUAUUGCACUUCUAUGUGUCGAAAAUCGAGUAGCAGAUCGACCUACUUCUGAAGAUGUAGUCAUGAUGUUGAAGAGCGAAACGACGAAUUUGCCUAUUCCAAAGAAUCCGUCAUUCGUAGCGAGAAACAAUGUGUUCGGAGAAGUCAAGAAGAGCACGACGGAUACGACGUCGUCGAUCAAUGAAGUCACCCUGUCUGAGAGGUUUGGCUUCAAACACCGAUCCAUCGAUGCCAAUAAAGUCGUAGCUACUUCUCGUGUUCAAGUCGAAUUCUACAGAACGCCCUUCAAGCUUGACGACAUUCAUUUCUCGUGCCUCCACAUUGUAACUCGACUCCGGCGCCUUUCCACUCUCAAGUUCCGAGCCAUUCCGGCCAUCUCCAUUAAUGGUCUGCAUAAAACUUGACAGCGCCAAGUUGAAGUCCGAUAACCGAGCUUUCGUCGAUUCGAGGCUUUCAGACUGAUUCCCGCCGGCUGAAAGGCUGCACUGAGCAUUUUCGAGUAUCGCCUGAAGAUACUUGCCUUGCGCUUCAGUCCUUAUUUGAAGCUUCUUUUGUACCUGGUACGAGAAAUC